Nerophis ophidion (straightnose pipefish) is the source of this 2328-nucleotide messenger RNA. RefSeq names its product protein kinase C-binding protein NELL2-like. The coding region runs from base 39 to 1760 and encodes 573 amino acids. The transcript has 14 exons. The record is from RefSeq and is a predicted model, not a curated record. Lineage: Eukaryota; Metazoa; Chordata; Actinopteri; Syngnathiformes; Syngnathidae. Gene Ontology annotation, molecular function: calcium ion binding; protein binding.
CGACUUGCAACGAUUUCCACGGACUGGUGCAGAAAAUCAUGGAGCUGCAAGACAUCCUUGCUAAAACCUCCAGUAAGCUGUCCAGGGCGGAGGAGAAGAUGAAUGGGCUGGACGGCUGCUACUGUGAGAGGACCUGCAGCGUCAACGGGGUGGUCUACCGAGAGGACGAGGGUUGGACAGAUGGUUGCAGGAACUGCACGUGCACGAACGGAACGGUGCAAUGCGAGGCCAUCUCUUGCCCACCUGCUCAGUGCCCGGCGGGCACGUUGCCGGCCUACGUGAAGGGCGCCUGCUGCAAGGAGUGUCAGCCUGUCUGCCUGUUUGGCGGAAGGGAGCUGGUGGAAGGAGAUCACAUGGCCGUGCGCGACUCCUCCAGACGGUGUCUGCUGUUUGAGUGCAAGGACAGGACAAUGCAUCGAGUGGUCCCCAGCGAGCCGUGUCCCGAGCUGAGGUGUCCAGAGUCCGAGCAGGUCACUUUGAGUGACCGAUGCUGUAAAGUCUGCAGAGGUCAUGACUUCUGUUCCGAGGGUCACGGCUGCGUGGAGCACUCGGACUGUGUUAACCUGGAAGCCGGAGACUGCUGCGUUUGCAAGGAUGGUUUCCGUCCUCUGCGAGACGACAACGCCUUCUGCCAAGAUAUCGACGAGUGCGCAGAGGGGAAGCACUACUGCAGGGAGAACACCAUGUGUGUUAACACCCCCGGCUCCUUCCUGUGCAUCUGCCAUACAGGCUACAUCCGGAUCGAUGACUACUCCUGCACAGAGCACGACGAGUGCCUGAGCGGACUUCACGACUGCGACGAGAAUGCCUUGUGCUUCAACAUGGUUGGAGGACACAGCUGCUCUUGCAAGCCGGGCUACACCGGCAACGGAACCGUGUGCAAAGCCAUGUGCGACGGCUUGUGCCAGAACGGCGGGACGUGCCUGUCGCCCAACAACUGCGCCUGCCUGCAAGGAUUCACCGGGAAGAGAUGUGAGACAGACAUCGACGAGUGUGCCGACGGCUUCGUGGAGUGUGACAGUAAAUCCGCUUGUGUCAACUUGCCCGGAUGGUACCACUGCGAGUGCCGCGAGGGUUACCAUGACAACGGCUUGUUUUCUGCCAAUGGAGAGUCGUGUGUAGAUAUCAACGAGUGCAAGACGGGCGGGAACACCUGCGCCAACGACACCGUCUGCUUCAACCUGGAGGGAGGCUACGACUGCCGCUGCCCCCACGGACACAACUGCACCGGCGACUGUAUCCAUGACAACAAGGUCAAGCACAGCGGACAGGUGUGGGUGCUGGACAGCGACCGCUGCUCCGUCUGCUCGUGCCAGGCCGGACAAGUGAUGUGUCGCAGGACGGUGUGCGACUGCGACAACCCCGGCGCCGACCUCUUCUGCUGCCCCGAGUGCGACCCUCGGCUGAGCAGCCAGUGUCUGCACCAGAACGGCGUUCUGACCUAUGGCAGCGGCGACACCUGGGUGGAGAACUGCCAGCAGUGCCAGUGCCUGCAGGGUCAGGUUGACUGCUGGCCGCUGCCGUGCCCGCCCGGCGACUGCGAGUUCACGGUGGUGCCCGACGGCGAGUGCUGCCCCCGAUGCGUCAGCGACCCUUGCCUGGCGGACACCGUCCGCAACGACAUCACCAAGACGUGCACGGACGAGCACGACAUCUCGCGCUUCAGCGGCUCCUCCUGGAUCAAACACGGCACCGAGUGCACCCUCUGCCAGUGCAAGAACGGACACAUCUGUUGCUCAGUGGACCCCAUGUGCCUUUAGUGGUGGCACCUGUACAGCAUUCUCCAUCCAUGUAAAAUACAACCAGAAGAAAAAAUCACCACCACCUCCAUGGCCGCCCUCCAAUAACGUCUCCUCACUGAUCUUGACAGGAAUGUUUCGGCCGCAUGGAGGCGCCCUCAUCUUCCUAUUAUUAUUAUUAUCAUCAUCAUUAUUAUUGUAAAUGCCAGCAGGAUUGGUCCCAUUCCUAAAAACACUACAAGUGUUUCUUGGUCUUUCUACCCAACAUGAUGAUGAUGGACUUCACCCUUUGUUCACCCGCCCCACAUGACCUUGUAACAUACAAAUAUUAACUGGCAUGACUGUGCUUGAUGUCCAAACUUUGUUUGAUUUUCUUUGCUCAUUUAUUCGAUUGUGAACGAUGAUACUGUUGAUACUUUUACCUUUUAGACUGUGCAGAGACCAGUUAGCGUUCUUUUGCCACACUUACCAGUCGUCAGUAUUAUGUGGUGCUUGGUAGCUUUUUAUUGCACUUUUCCCCCCAACUUUUGUUUCUUUACGAGCUAGUUAUCGUGUAACAGUGAAAUAAAGUAUUUCCAUUUACAUUUAA